CCGCUCGCCGCCGCUCGCUCCCCGGCCGGCGCUGUGUCUCCUGCGCCUCCAAGAUGAGUGGGCAGCGGCGAGGCGGCUGCCGGAACCCGCUGAGCAGCCCUGCACUGCUCAGAUUGCCCCAGGAUUGAGGUGCUGCAGAUGGCUCCUCUGCGGCUUCCGCAGCUCGGCUGCAUCCAGUGGAUUGAUCUGAAGGUUGAGCCCUUACCGUGCAGUCACCAUCACCAAGAACCACAGGUAUCUGACCAGCUUCCUUGGUUUUUGAUGCUGAAGCAGGAUUGUUUUAACUAAAGAUGGAAACACUGGAGUCGGAAUUGACCUGCCCAAUCUGCUUGGAGUUAUUUGAAGACCCUCUGUUGCUGCCGUGUGCUCACAGCUUGUGCUUCAGUUGUGCCCAUCGCAUCCUGGUGUCCAGCUGCUCCUCCAGCGAGUCGAUAGAGACCAUCACAGCAUUCCAGUGCCCCACCUGCAGGUAUGUCAUCUCCCUUAACCACCGCGGCCUAGAGGGCCUCAAGCGGAAUGUGACCCUGCAGAACAUUAUAGAUCGCUUCCAAAAAGCUUCUCUGAGUGGCCCCAACUCCCCUAGCGAGAGCCGCCGAGAGAGAACAUACCGCAAGAGUCCUGCCAUGUCCAGCGAAAGGAUAGCGUGUCAGUUCUGUGAGCAGGACCCACCGAGGGAUGCGGUGAAGACCUGCAUAACCUGCGAGGUGUCCUACUGUGACCGCUGCCUCCGGGCCACACACCCCAACAAGAAGCCGUUCACCAGCCACCGCCUGGUGGAGCCUGUUCCAGACACACACUUCCGAGGACUCACUUGCUUGGAGCAUGAGAAUGAGAAAGUGAACAUGUACUGUGUUGCGGACGACCAGCUGAUCUGUGCCUUAUGCAAACUGGUGGGACGUCACCGAGACCACCAGGUGGCGUCGCUGAGCGAUCGAUUUGAGAAGCUCAAGCAAACCCUGGAGACGAACCUCACCAACCUGGUUAAACGCAAUAGUGAACUCGAAAACCAGAUGGCCAAGCUGAUACAGAUCUGCCAGCAGGUGGAGGUGAACACAGCCAUGCAUGAGGCCAAGCUGAUGGAGGAGUGUGAUGAGCUCAUGGAGAUCAUCCGGCAGCGCAAGCAAGUGAUCGCUGUCAAGAUCAAGGAGACGAAGGUUAUGAAGCUGAGGAAGCUGGCCCAGCAGGUAGCUAACUGUCGGCAGUGCCUGGAGCGCUCCACGGUCCUCAUCAAUCAAGCGGAACAUAUCCUGAAAGAGAACGACCAUGCACGGUUCCUGCAGACUGCCAGGAAUGUGGCCGAGAGGGUCGCCAUGGCAACUGCAUCCUCUCAAGUGCUGAUACCAGAUAUCAAUUUUAACGAUGCCUUUGAAAACUUUGCUUUAGAUUUUUCCAGAGAAAAGAAACUGCUGGAGGGGCUGGAUUAUCUAACAGCACCCAAUCCACCAUCUGUCCGAGAGGAGCUUUGUACGGCUUCCCAUGACACCAUUACAGUCCACUGGAUCUCGGAGGAUGAGUUCAGUGUCAGCUCCUAUGAGCUCCAAUACACCAUCUUCACCGGCCAGGCCAACUUCAUCAGUCUGUACAACUCCAUGGAUAGCUGGAUGAUUGUCCCCAACAUCAAACAGAACCACUACACCGUGCACGGGCUCCAGAGUGGCACCAGAUACAUCUUCCUUGUCAAGGCCAUAAACCAAGCUGGGAGCCGGAACAGCGAACCUGCCAGGCUCAAGACAAACAGUCAGCCCUUUAAGUUGGAUCCCAAGAUGGCUCACAAGAAGCUGAAGCUCUCCAAUGAUGGGCUGCAGAUGGAAAAGGACGAGAGCUCCUUGAAAAAGAGCCACACACCCGAAAGGUUCAGCGGCACUGGGUGCUACGGAGCAGCAGGCAACAUAUUCAUCGACAGCGGGUGCCAUUACUGGGAAGUGAUGGUGGGAUCCUCAACCUGGUACGCCAUCGGCAUCGCCUAUAAAUCAGCCCCAAAGAAUGAGUGGAUUGGCAAGAACUCCUCAUCCUGGGUCUUCUCCCGCUGUAACAGCAACUUUGUGGUGAGACACAACAACAAGGAGAUGCUGGUGGACGUUCACCCACAGAUGAAGCGCCUGGGCAUCCUUCUGGAUUAUGACAACAACGCCCUGUCCUUCUAUGACCCGGCCAGUUCUCUCCAUCUCCAUACGUUCAACGUUGCCUUCAUCCUGCCGGUGUGUCCAACCUUUACCAUCUGGAACAAAUCUUUGAUGAUCCUGUCGGGCCUGCCUGCUCCAGACUUCAUCGAGUACCCAGAGCAGCAGGAGUGUAACUGCCGACCGCAGGAGUCCCCGUACGUAUCAGGGAUGAAAGCCUGCCACUAAGCAGCAGCCAGCCCCUGUCGUGCUCCACAGUGGAUCACGGGGAAUGUUCGUGGGGGCUUCUGAAGAGCUGGAUUGGAAAGCAGGCCCUGUCGCCAGAGAAAUAAUGCUCGGCGAGUGAGCCUCUCCCACAGGAAGCUCAUUUUUAAGGGAAAAACAAAACUUUAAAAGCGAUUGAAAUAAACUCUGUGGCCAAGCUCCGUGUGUAUGGCAAUGCAGCUUGUGAAACUCCUUUGUAGCAGGAUGGCGUUCCUCCAGCUGGACUGUCACACGGCUUGUUUGAAGGCGAGCGGAGCGGGGGUGGGCAGUGCUUGUUUCAGGGCCCCCUAGGAGUGUGGGCGAGGGAGGGGAUCCUGGGCGAAACAGGGUGUAGCCUGGUAGGGGAGCAGAGCCUCCUGGCCAGCUCAAGCACCAGCCGGCUCCAUUGACCAUCUCCGUUCAGACAGGGGGCUGCAAUCGGCCGCAUCUCAGGAAGGAUCCGUCACAUAAGGAACACGGUUUUCAAUGUCACCCAGAGAGGUGGCCACAGCCAACCAUCCAAAGCCAUUCAGACUGUAGGCAGGUUGUGAAAGCAGAACCCGCUCUGAGAGGAGCCGUCCAGCUGCUUCACCUGCUGGGUGUGGCUGGUGUGUUGAGCUGACAGGCACACGUACUUCCGCCCGCUCGGGGGAUGCUCAGACCUGAAAUCCGGCUUCCCCCCAGUGCUCCCUUUUCUUCCAUUAAAACUGCCUCCUUUGGGAGGCCCUUUGUCAUUAUACGUCAGGGAGGCCCCAGCCAAGCUCAGCUCAGGCUGAUACCUGAUCUGUGUGAAAUGGAGCAAGCUGAGGUAUUUGUCCCCUCCAGUGCCCACCUGGGGCCUGUGGAGAGCACAGGCCCCACCACGCAAUGCUGCUUCUUGAUGCUGAGCUAGGUCAAGCUUCACAGUAGAGAUGUGGCUGGCCAAGAGCUGCACAGGUUUAAUGUAGGCCAUCCUCCUGGAAGGAGUGUGUGUUGAGAGUGGGGAAAGAGCCCAGCGUCACCUGGUGCUGCUGGUGCUACUGCUGGGCAGGGGGAGCGGAAGCUGGCCAGACAGCAGUAUCUCCAGAGAAGCAGGAGAGAGCCAAUGGGCCGUGAGGUCUAUGACUACUGUACUGUACAAGGACUGUAUUCAUUAUUUAUGCCUCUGCACACAGCCCUGCUCAGAAUGCACUUUCUCCUCUGUAUGUUGUAUUGGUGUGAGGGUUGACUGGGGGCUACAAGUGAGUAAAUCCGGAAGACCAAAUAUGAGCACUGAUAGCAAGCGCGGUAGCCUGGCCUGGCAAGGUCCACCUGGCUCGUUCUCUGUCCCGUGCUGGCUGGUUCUUGGGGUCGCCUCUGGAGUCAAAGCAGAGCCAUUCCUUUCACUCUGAAGUUAACCCAUGGGAAGGAGAUCAGAAUCCAGCCCCCAGGCCUUUGUGUUUGGGUAACUCUGCCCCCUCUCAUGCAGAGACUUGCCCAAGGUUUUUGUUCCCCAUGAAUCCCAGCUGGUCUGACCCUUCCUGGCAGGCACCUUGCAUCAUCACUUACGCCGGGACCGAGCAAGGGCAAGUUCUGCCAAACUUCAGUUCUUUGCUUCCUGAUGCUGGGGAAGCAUGUUGCUUAGAUAGGUGUGAAAGCGAGCACAGGAGCUAGGUAGGGGAGGACAGGCCUGCAUGUGUCAGAGGAACUGCAGGUCAUGGGGAAACAGUGUCCAAAGCACACUGAGAGCUGCCUCGUGGUGCCUUUGAUCUGAUUUAGGAGAGGAAUAGUAUAAAGGUUCGGACUCACCCCUGUAGUGUCUCCUGCUGGUCACUGGGGAAUUAGCUCUUUCCCCCACUCAGCCUGUUCCUUUCCCAGCACUGCACCGCCCUCAGUACCCUAUCUAUCAGGCAGGCAGCCAGGCCCUGUUCUCUCCCAGCCUGGAGAGAGACUCCUUGGGCCUCUGGCUCACAGACUUUUUAUACAGGCCAGCUGGGGCCUGAUGGGGUGUGGCCCAGCUGCAGCUGCUUCCCCAAUCAGCCAUCCUCAGCCACAGCCCUCUCCAGGGCUGCUUUUAACCCCUUCUAUUUUAGGAUCAGGGUAGCCAUCCCGCUACAGAUAGGCAGAGUCUUGACUUCCAUAGGUGCAAAGGGAAUGCUGUCACCAGCACUAACAAAACCUCCGAACCCUGGGAAGUCUCUCCUUUGGAACAAGGUUUGGCUCUUUUGCCCAGCCAAGCACCAGGCUGGCAAUAUUGGAUAGUGCCUGUCCAGGGGCCAGGUUCGGUGUGUUCUUUGGAAUGUCCCUUCUGUUAGUCUCUCCUUGGUUUUGUUGCACAGGGCCAUGUGAUCCAGGACAGGAGAAGUUGCCCCACAGCCCUUGUGUGGCUUAAAACUCUGCUUAACUUUUCCUUGUUUCAAACAGGAAGAGAUCUCUGGACCUUGCUGAUCAGAAAUCUACCUCAUAGCCCAGCCUCCGGGGAGCAGGUAGAUUGACUGAUCUGGGGGUAGUCUUAGUGCAUGGGCUACUUAGCGUUAGGAUGGAGUGGGCUGAGCAUGCUCACCUGGCUGGAGGGAGGUUCCUGCCUAGUUUCAGGGGUGGAGGGCAGAGAGAGGCUGGUUUGGCUGAGAUGGAGUGAAGUGUGACGUAUGCACCGAACCGUUGGCUGCUGUAGAGUCCUGCUGCUAGGCUUUGAGGAUGCUGGUUUGGAGCCAGGCAGCCUGUGGACCAAACCCAGCCCCUCUGCAAAUCUCCAGUAUUGUCCCUUGUGACUCAACUGGGUUCACUUAAUGCCUCCUUCCCUCCUGCCGGCCCUCAGCUAUCCGAGGUGCCCUGACUCAAACUGAUGUGCUUCUAUCCUUCGGUUCUCUCUGGCAGCUUUCUUGCCUGAUAUAGGCCCCUCUGAAGCUCAUUAAGCAGCCUCCCCAGCUCAUGGACAGUCUGCCGAAUGCCAUUGUUCUUUGGGGUGAGUCAGAGCAUGGUGUGCAUGUUGCCCCUGAAGCUAUGUCAGAUAAGAUCUGUGGCUGGCCGAUCAUAAAAAGUUCCAUGCCAGCUGAUGUGCUGCAGAGCCUUGAAUGAGCUGUGCUGAGGGAUACUUUUCAUUGACACUGAAUUGCCAUCAGGAUCAGCAGAAGAUUGAUACCUUCUUGCAGGUACAGGGUGUAUAAAAGUGAACCUGACUUUUCUCCCCUUUCAGUAUUCAACAUUUAUGGUGACUGGCUGCCUAAUGAAAGGGUGUCUGGGGUGGGGGGUAAUAAGAAAAAAUUAUAUGCCACCUUGAGCUAGGUUGGGAAUCACAAAGGUGUUUUCGUUCCCUGUCUCUGGUCUAGGCAGCUUUCCCUGCCAUAGAAGGCCCAGUGCUGUUUGCCCAUAAAUUGCAGUGUGUGAUGCACCAGUUCAGAGCCAAGGGAAGGUUUCUAUUUGCUCCUGCUGGCCCAAGCUGCCGAUGGCAGUGUGUGGGGAUUCACAUCUCCAUUCCUGCCUUGCUCUGCAGCUAAGCCCGGAAUCAUUUUAAGCAGAUAAAUUGCCAUUUUCAGAUUGAUGUUUUUCAAAGGCACGUAAUGCUGCCCCCUGUGUGCUGACCCAGAGUGUUCCCAACAGGGGUGGGGGGGCUGCUUGUGAUGGAAGCUGCCUCAAACAGAUGCCUGCACACUGUAGGAUUUUAACAUUUGCAAAACAGGGGCCAAGCUUUUCAGAUGGCCCUAUCGCUGUUUAGCUGGGAUCGUUGUUGGAGACUGUGCCGCAUCCUUUAACUUGGAGCACACGAGCCAUUCAUGUGACGUUGCACCUGAUGAAAUUGCACUAAUUACAUUGGGGUUCCGAAGAACUGUACCAGUGAUGGGCAGGAGGGCACUGCAGAGAGCUUGUCUGAGCAAGUGGAAAAGGGGAGGCCAGCACAAUUAGCUGACAGGCCUGGGGUUUGUCGCCUGCGUUCCUCUCUGCUGGUUGUUAAAAGGAAAACCCAACCAUGUCUAUCAGUGUGGGCAGUCGCUGUCCUGCACUAAGUCCAGGAGCAAAGCCUGGCUCCUGCACUGCGGAACUCAGGCAAGUCAGGCUCCUGCACUAGAGAGCUGUCCCCUGCAGAUGGAAAUGGAUCCUCAAAGCUCCCUUGUUGCAUCAUAGCCUUUGCCUCCCACCCAUUAGCAAGCAAUCCCAUUGGUGAAAAUGCCUGGUGUCAUAUGACGCUGCGACAGCUCCAGUCAAUCCAAGCUCAUCCAGCCUCUGCUGUCCAUGGUUGGAAUUAACAUAGAAAUGCUUUCUGCCUGUCGGAAGCAGGUGGCAGGAUCGGAGGAUGCCGGUUCAAGUCAUCGUGGGAAGAUCAUUUGUCAUCUGUAUUUCUGCCUCUUGCAGAGCUCUGCGGCUGCUGGAUGUUUUUAUCAUAGUAAAUCCAUUGUAUCUGACUUGGGAUGUGGUGAAAAUCUGGUUACAGUGAAACCUGUCAUACUUUCUCUUCAUAUGUAACAUAACUGGGGUUUGGGGUGGUUUUUUUUUUGGGGGGGGCAAUUUCUUUGUUAAUGUGUAUAUAUAUAAAUAUAAUAUAAUAUAUAUA
This is a messenger RNA of Dermochelys coriacea (leatherback sea turtle), 6870 nucleotides long. Its product is annotated as probable E3 ubiquitin-protein ligase MID2. Bases 291 to 2348 code for a protein of 685 amino acids. The transcript has 11 exons. NCBI's taxonomy places the organism in Eukaryota, Metazoa, Chordata, Testudines, Dermochelyidae. Gene Ontology annotation, molecular function: zinc ion binding; protein binding. The record is from RefSeq and is a predicted model, not a curated record.